Messenger RNA from Peniophora sp. CBMAI 1063, 1626 nucleotides. The record is from the annotation of a GenBank genome assembly. NCBI's taxonomy places the organism in Eukaryota, Fungi, Basidiomycota, Agaricomycetes, Russulales, Peniophoraceae.
AUGCCCUCCCCUCGACGUAUAUCCUACUACUAUGAUCCGGACGUAGGCUCAUACUCGUACGGAGCUCACCACCCAAUGCGGCCCAUGCGGAUGCGGAUAGCCCACGAACUUGUGACUGCGUACGACCUCUUACCCAAGAUGGAAGUCUCGAUGCCUACGCGCGCGACUGCACAGUCUAUGACCGCUUUCCAUACCGACGAAUACAUCGACUUCUUGACGAAGGUGACGCCUGAUAACUUCGCUCAGCUCUCCUUCGACGGAAAACAAUACCUGGUGGGUUACGACAACCCAGUCUUUGACGGCAUCUUUGAGUUUUGUUCAAUCUCCGCUGGAGGGACCCUAGCUGCAGCUAAGGCAAUAUCGUCUGGCCAUGCUGACAUUGGCAUCAACUGGGCAGGCGGCCUGCAUCACGCAAAGCGACAAGAGGCCAGCGGUUUCUGCUACAUCAAUGACAUAGUCCUCGGGAUACUGGAGCUUCUGCGCGUAUACCCUCGCGUUCUCUACAUCGACAUUGACUGCCAUCACGGUGAUGGUGUCGAAGAAGCUUUCUACACCUCUGACCGCGUGAUGACUUGCAGCUUCCACAAGUUCGGCGACUUCUUCCCCGGAACUGGCACGCAAAGGGAUAGAGGCGUCGAAAGGGGUUUUGGUUACGCAGUGAACGUCCCUCUCCGAGAUGGCCUGAGUGACGACUCCUUCCGCGAGGUUUUCGAACCCGUCAUCAGCAGGAUCAUGGAGGUCUUCCAACCAUCGGCUGUCGUGUUACAGUGCGGCGCCGAUUCCCUAUCCGGUGACAAACUUGGCCAAUUCAACGUGUCGAUGUACGGCCAUGCGGCAUGCGUCCAGUUUGUACGCAGUUUCGAUGUCCCCUUUGUGCUCCUAGGUGGAGGCGGUUAUGCGGUGAAGAACGCCGCCCGAGCGUGGACGUACGAAACGGCCUGCGCUAUAGGCGUGGAGAAGGACAUCGAUGUUGUACUGCCCUGGACCGACUACUUCGAGUGGUUCGGACCUCGAUAUCGCCUGGAGGUCCCGCCCAGUAACAUGGAGGACGUGAACUUGCGAGAUAACUAUCUUGAGCGUGUCAAGACGCUCACGCUGCAGCAGCUUUCUGAGCUGAAGGGGGCUCCCUCAGUCGGGUUACAUGAUACACCUCGGCAGGCUUUAGACGAACAUCUUGGCCUGACUUCUGUGACCGUGCGGGGAUUGCACGGAGAGGUUGACGAUCUUGACAAACGGAUCGCUCAGAUGUCCCGUUACGUAUAUGAGCUUCAGGAGCCAGCAGCACCUGCGUUAUCACUGGACGAGUCGGACUCAUCUACCGAAUAUGACUCCGAGGAUGCGGAAUCACGCCGAAAGCAGUCCAUCCGACAUACAGAGAAAUGGAGGCGAAGAAUGAGCAUUAUAUCGAACGACUGGUACGACCUACCCCCAGCUCUAGAUAUUCAUGAACAUGACGGCACCACCGACAUCGGGGAGCGGAAGGGACUGAAACGGAGAAGUUUAUUUGAUAGCGGCUUAUCAUGGGACUACAACUCAGGGCAAGCCGUCGUCAAUCGCUUCGAAGGACGAUCUAUAUGGCCCAUUGGACAACGUGGACCUGGAAGAUUAUUGACGGCGGUGGAGUAG